Molecule: messenger RNA, 3001 nt
Organism: Phyllopteryx taeniolatus (common seadragon)
Lineage: Eukaryota; Metazoa; Chordata; Actinopteri; Syngnathiformes; Syngnathidae
Gene: rilpl1
Product: Rab interacting lysosomal protein-like 1
Exons: 10
Coding region: 288-1646 (452 amino acids)
Biological process (GO): cilium assembly
Cellular component (GO): cytoplasm; ciliary basal body
Molecular function (GO): protein dimerization activity
Source: RefSeq, a predicted model, not a curated record
AUUUUGAAAGGAAAGCGGAAAAGACGCUCCUAGCAUGUCGGCCAGCUUUGCUCCAAUUGUCAACGCAACGGAAGGGACAGCCGGGACCGGACAACGAUCGGACCAUCGGGGACGAAUAAAUCACUUUCAAUGUCGACGUUGGGGACGUCGUAAUGGACGUGCGAUAGCUCGGUACAUUUAGGUGGCGCUUUAAAGCUUGCCGGUGGAACUUAGCGGAGUUGUUGUGUCGCGGAGGAAAGUUACGUUUGUGUCACGCGCAGCGGGAAAAAGGAGGAGGAGGAGAAGCCAUGGAGGGCCACCGAUACGUCCCGGAGGACCGCGGCGGGUCGGCCCUGGAGAAGAACCCGGCCGACCUGACGGUGAUGGACGUGUACGACAUCGCCGCGGCGGUAGGCCACGAGUUCGAGCGGAUCAUCGACCAGUACGGCUGCGAGGCUCUGUCCCGCCUUAUGCCGAAGGUGGUGAGGGUGCUGGAGAUCCUGGAGGUGAUGGUGAGCCGCCACAGCAUCGGCGGACCCGAGGCCGACGAGCUGCGCCUGGAGCUGGACGAGCUCCGGCUGGAGAGGACCGAGAGGCUGGAGAAGGAGAAGAAGCACCGGAAGGAGCUGGAGCUGGUAGAGGACGUGUGGCGAGGCGAGGCUCAGGAUCUGCUCUGCCAAAUUGCUCAACUGCAGGAGGAGAACAAGAGCCUCCUGGACAAUGUGUCCACGCGAGACCCCGUGAGUGAGGACGAGCUGCAGAGGAACGAGGGCAUGAGCGAGCGUGAGCGUCAGGUGAUGAAGAAGCUGAAGGAGGUGGUGGACAAGCAGCGGGACGAGAUCCGAGCCAAAGACCGCGAGCUCACGCUCAGAAGCGAAGACAUCGAGGCGCUCCAGCAGCAGCAGUGUCGUCUCAUGAAGAUCAACCACGACCUGCGCCACAAGAUCUCAGUGAUGGCGGCUCAGGGCAAAGCGCUGAUCGAGCAGAAGGUGGAGCUGGAGGCCGGCGCGCAGACCCGCGGUCAAGAAGUGGGAGCCCUGCUGCAGGAAGUGGCGCGCCUAAGGGAGCGGCUGAAGGGCAAAGCCCAGGGAGCUCCGCCUCAGCCCCCCUCGCCGGCAGAGCGCGAAGCUAAAGUUGUGGCAGGGGCGGAGGGUUGGUGGGAGUCCACGACCCCCCCGCCGCCCCCGUCACCGCCGCCCAGCUCGCUCAGCCCCGACGGGCCUGACGAGGACGAGGACGACGAGGCGGCGUUGCUUUGGGAGGCCAUGUGCGAUGAAGACAUGCCUGCUGUGUACCAAUAUUUCACCAAGGAGGCUUUGUGCCAGGAGGAAGAGACCACUACGGAGAUCCCGGACUCCAAGGACCCCAACCGGGCCCGGUUCACCCUGCAGGAGUUGCGGGACGUUCUGCACGAGCGCAACGAGCUCAAAGCCAAAGUCUUCCUGCUGCAGGAGGAGCUGGCCUACUACAAAAGCGACGAAAUGGAGGACGACACGGCCGCUCCCAGUCCCGAGCCCGAACCCAGGACGAGAUCGCGUUCUGCUGUGCAGCCAGAGUCCGGAAUCAAACGCCUGAUCUUCACGGCCUUCAUGCCCAUGGUGGCGGCGGGUUUGAUCCGCGAUGACCCCACUUUACAGCCUGCCAGAGGCUUCGCGUCACUCGUUUAAUUUGUUUUCCCGUGACAAGCAGCGGAGUUGGCAGAGGGGCAACACACACGACGACGCGUUCACCGAACAAGCCCAGGAGGCCUUACCGCACUUUUAGCCGCCACAUCCAAGACAGCCUUCCCCGCAAAAAAAAAACCAUUUUAUUUUUGCAUGUCCCCUAUGAACUGAUUUCUUUAGGUGUAACCAUGACAUACGGUAUGCAAAUGAGGCAUUAUUUAAUUUAAUUCCCUGUUGUUUAUACUUACGGCGCUGCAAAGAUAGAAGGGGAAACACUGAAUUCAGGGUUGGGGAACCUACAGCCAAUCAGAACAUGUAACGCCAGCCAAACAUGCAAUUCUUAGCAACAAAAUAAAGCUAUCACUUUGUAGGAGUUCCCAAAGUACGAACCCUGGAAUUCACCGUGAAAUGACAGCUUCAAACCAAAGUGUCCCGACUUUCUCUUCCAUUCCGAUUAUGGAUCCUUGAGACUUUCUGGUCCUGGGCGGACCUUCACCGGGAAAGCACUUAAAAACAAUUGGUGCAUUUUCGUGCAUUUCGAGGUCCCCCAAAUAAGGCUGAAGUGAUUCUAGGAGCAAUCGGACAAAAUCUCUGGGCGGAGUCCAUCUGAAGGACCGCUGGAAAAGUCCGAAAUGAGCCUAAGAUGGCCGCUUCAAAACCAAAAUGGUUGACUUUGCGUCUUUGUGGGCAUGAACUCCGCACUGAAGGGAAAAUAUACAUCAAACUCCUAUCAACACUACCAGCUGUACAGAAGUGAGGAUUUUGAACACUGUGUGAUAUUUUAACCAUUCUAAUGACUCAUGAAUAUGGCCUUGUUUUUGACUUUGACUUAUUUUUCUUUCUUUUAUUUUCACUGUUUUGAGGAGCCAGAUUUCUGCUUUGUGGUGCGGGAAGUACUUUUUUUUUUCCCGACAAUAAUAACUGCACCAGCAGUUUUAAGCCUGACUGGAAUUUCAAAUGCUAUUUUUAGCGCACUGAAUAUUUGUAAUCUAUGCAAGCUGCAGAGGGAAAGAAAAUGUUAUUUUUUUUAUUUUUCCAUGGAAAAAAAGGAAACCCAAGUGAAAUGUUAUUUGCAUAUGACAAGUUUAUUACUAAAGCCCAGCAUUAAGACCUAUUGGCUGCUAUAGCACCUAUGACGACAUCCUAAAAUGGCGGCUAUUAUUGCAACAAGUCAAUGUAAAAAAAGAAUAAAAAAACAUAUUUAAGGAGAGUCAGGCGAUGCUAAUGGGAUACUUGUUUCUUAAAAAUCCAGAAAUUCAAUAAUAUACUGACUAUGUUGGAACAUAUGUGUGUUGUCCUUGUUCAUGUUUCAACAACACUUCGACUACAUAUAAAAAUAAAACUACAUCCUAGACCAA